This is a messenger RNA of Prorocentrum cordatum, 1757 nucleotides long. NCBI's taxonomy places the organism in Eukaryota, Dinophyceae, Prorocentrales, Prorocentraceae. The record is from the annotation of a GenBank genome assembly.
GGUGUUAUAGUUCCCAUUGGGGGGCGGCGCACCCCGCUCGGCUUGGGGCCGAGCCCGCAGACGGGAUCAUAUGUUUGGUCAACGUGUUCGGCGGUUUGAUGUUCUGGUGCAUGGUUUUUGUGUGAAGCUGGGCCGUUCACAGUGGAAAGUGUCACCGCUAAUCUGUCAAUCUCACAGCAGUCCUUCCUUGUCAUCGCCUAGGAUUGCCUACUCCGUCUCGCCGUGUUCCAGUUUUGCUCAAGCAAUUUUGCACUGAUAUCGGAGGCAGUAUGGCGAUACAUCUUGCCCUCAUAUUUGCUGUUCUUGCUUGCGGAACGGCCACUCAUCUUCCGGAUGGUGUUUCGGAGGAGUUCAAGCAGUGGGCCAAGGUUUAUGAGAAAGAGUACGAAACUGAAGAUGAGGGCCUACGACGUUUCGGUAUCUUUUCGGCAAACCGCAAUUUCGUGAAUGCACACAACAUCCAGGCAGCCGCUGGUGUCCACACAUUCACAACAAAGCUGAACGCAUUUGCUGACAUGACCGUGGAGGAAUACCGCCAGACUAUGCUGGGACUGCGCCCAGUCGCUCGCGAGGACACCACCGUCGCAAGUUUCCCUGGCACUUCAUCGAAGGAUGCUCCAGCGACUUGGGAUUGGCGACAGAAGGGCGUAGUCACCCCGGUGAAGGAUCAAGCUAACUGCGGGAGCUGCUGGGCUUUCUCUGCCGUGGCGGCUAUGGAGGGAGCUUUCAACUUGCAGAGCAAUGGCACGGUCCCGGCAGCUUGCUCGAAGUACACAUGUGGCCCGAACAAGACACCUUGCUGCUCCUUCAGUGAGCAGGAGCUCGUGGAUUGCGUCAAUCUCGGCAAAGACAACUGUAAAGUUGGUGGCGAGAUGCACGAUGGGGUCAUGGAAAUCGUGAAGCAGAUGAAUGGCGUAUUUGACACUGAGAAUCAAUAUCCUUACACUAGCGGCGGUGGCACAUCCGAGGGACAAUGCCACGCCAAGGCUGGAGGUGUUCCGACUGGCAUCAGUGGCUACACGCAGGUGGCCCGUGGUGACGAGAAGGCGCUCAUGAUGGCAGCUUGGAAGCAGCCAGUCCUUGCUAUUGGUAUCGAUGCGUCCCAGCAGAGCUUCCAGUUCUACAACGAGGGCGUGUACGUCGAGCGGAAGUGCAAGAACAAAGUGGCUGAGCUUGAUCAUGGAGUGGCACUUGUGGGUUAUGGAGUCUACACUGGCCCCUCGCCAGCCCCUGGCCCUCCUGGGCCGCCGCAGCCUGGCCCUGCCGAUUGCGUCGACAACAGAGAUGCUAAAUCUUGUACAUCGGAGACUGGUUGCCAUUGGUGCCAGGAUGUUCAGUUCUGCAUGUCCUUCCCCUGUGAUCAAGUGCCAACAGUCGCCGCACCUGCCAACACGACGGGCACUCCUUACUGGAUUGUCAAGAACUCUUGGAAUACCGACUGGGGAAUGGACGGGUACAUUUUGAUGGCCAAAGACAAGGAUAACCAGUGCGGUGUGUCUUCCGAUGCUAUCUUCGCCAACAUCGGUUCGCAGGAUGCUGUCUCAUCCGUCCUAGUGGUCUAGUCCCCAUUUAGUUCAUGCGAGUGUCAAGUUCAGGCAGUCGGCGAAUUUUGAGAUGGGAGGCAUGGGCCCCCAUUCAGCCCUAGUGCAUGCGAGUGUACAGGUUCCUGCUUCUCCCUUUCCCCCUUUUGGCCGUAGAUGGGGCACAGCUGCCGAUGCUAUCAGAAAAUGGGCUCGGCAAUGAUCAGGGGAAUGGUC